Molecule: messenger RNA, 682 nt
Organism: Cetraspora pellucida
Lineage: Eukaryota; Fungi; Glomeromycota; Glomeromycetes; Diversisporales; Gigasporaceae
Source: the annotation of a GenBank genome assembly
GAAAUUGAUAGACUUAUUUCAAAAUGUAAAUCACUUAUCUCUAUUUUGUCAAAAGAAAAAAAAUGGAAGCAACUUUGUGAGGCUCAGCUACAAAUUACUCCAGGCCUCAAAGAACCACUAGAUAUUAUUAAAGAUGUAGAUACUAGAUGGAACUUUACCUUUUAUUCUAUUGAAUGUCUUGUAUCUUUAAAACCUGCUAUUAUACAAUUAUAUUCAACUCUUAAUAAUCAUACUGUUAGGGAGAUUAGAAGAGGAGUGAAAACGAUGAGUUCUUUUCUUUCUUCAGAAGAUGAAUUUGAAUUAUUGAAUGAACUUAUUGUAAUCCUUUCUCCUUUCAAUGAAGCAAUGCAAUUUUUAAGCGGAUCUGAAUAUCCAACACUUGGUUUUAUGACACCAAUGUUGGAAGAACUCACUCACCGGCUUAGGCAAUUUACUAGACAAAGUUAUAAAGCAAUUCUUGUGAAAGACAUGAUCUUGAAUAACUUAGUUGAACAUUGGGGAGAUCCAAAAAGCACUAAUGUACCUGAUAAAUUUGAUCAGUAUUGUGAGAUACCUGAAAUUUCUCUUGAAGAAGAAUCCUGUCCUUUGAUUUGGUGGCACCAAAACAAAACUCUCUUUCCUACUUUGGCAAUCUUGGCAAGACGAUAUCUUGCGGUGCCAGCUUCCUUCGUCCCAUCAGAGC